Molecule: messenger RNA, 910 nt
Organism: Ruditapes philippinarum (Manila clam)
Lineage: Eukaryota; Metazoa; Mollusca; Bivalvia; Venerida; Veneridae
Product: 52 kDa repressor of the inhibitor of the protein kinase-like
Exons: 3
Coding region: 254-910 (218 amino acids)
Molecular function (GO): protein dimerization activity
Source: RefSeq, a predicted model, not a curated record
ACAAGGUUGGUAUAACAUUGAAUAACUAAAUAAUUUUUUUUCAAGCACCGUAGUAAGUGCAUUGGAGUUCCUUGCAGAUGACGGGGACGCAAAAGCUGCUGCCUACUUAUUAUCGGUUUCAACUUUUGAAUUUGUAAUCACUCUAGUGACGACGGAACAUUGUAUCAAGUCGCUUGUGCAGCUGUCUGAAAACUUACAGGAGAAAACGUGUGAUCUUCUAAAAGCUUCACAAGAGGCUAAGACUCAGAAAGUAAUGCUUCAGAACGAGAGAAAUGAUAUAACUGUAUGGGAAGCAUUGUAUGAUAAAGCUGUGAAUAUAGCAAGGACUGUGGGGGUUGAACCCAGUAUGCCCAGAAGUAACGGUCGUCAACGAAAUCGCCCAAAUGUUCCAGCAGAUACACCCUCAGAGUUUUGGCGAUUGAACAUGUACCUCCCGUUCACAGAUCAUUUAAUAACAGACCUGUCGGAUCGAUUACUGCAAGCGAACGAGAGAUACCUCGCCCAGAAUCUUAUUCCAUCUCAAAUUCAGAAGGAAGCCAUAAACACAACCAAUAUAGUGCGUCUGUAUGAAGCAUAUAGAGGUUGUCUAGGGGGUACGGACGAAGCUACCUUUAGCAGGGAAGUGAGGAAGUGGGUUACAUGGUGGACAGAUGGGGCACUUGCGUUGGACCGUCCACAAGCUCCUGAGACACUUCUAGGAACAUUACCACUGGCUAAUGAGCAGUACUAUCCCAAUGUCCGUCGUUGUUUGUUAGUACUGCUCACUAUGCCAGUGUCUACGGCUACAGCUGAACGAUCAUUCAGCACCAUGAAGAGAUUGAAAACAUACUUAAGAUCUACCAUGACUACAGAGCGGCUGUCUGGGCUUGGCCUAAUGAAUAUUUACAGAGACAUGAAAAUUGACUACUAA